CAGAUUCUGCAUCACUUUGUGUAGUAGCCAUUUGGGAACCUUGUGCGCGGUUUGUAGGAGUGAGGACAACAGGUUUCCGUGCAUUUGAAUUAAUCUUUGCAGAUGAAAUGUUUCCCGAGAGUUCAACUGGAGUUUCAUCGGGUUCGAUAGUGUCCAGAAGAGGCGUAGAUACGCUCAUGUUGGCGGUGAGCUGGAAGUGCGAAAGAAACGUGACUUAGGCGUCUAAUAUAUAACUUUUGCUUCAAACGAUCAUAUGGCCGACGAGGCCACUGAAGAAACUGCCCUCCUUCAAGAUGUAUCUUCUGCGCAUCUGCCACUUCUCCGCGACUUUAUCUCGCGGCUGAACUCUAUUUCACUAGAAGACUUGGUUCAAACAGACGUCUUGCAACCCGCUCAGCUUUCCAAUCACCGCGCUUUGCGUACUUCAUUUUCUAUUAUUGUUCUACUACUUUUCCGAGAGCAGAAGACCCGAGAAAAAGCUUCGCAAUAUAGUCCUUGGGACGACUGGAAACAUGAAAUGCUCACGGAUCAAUGGGUCAAAACCAUAGACGAAAAUAUCGAACAAAUUUGGACUACUUUUCUGGGCACAUUCUGUAGCUCUAGGGACGUGGAGAUUGUUCUGUGGACAGAAUUUCUGGUAGAUGAAAAAGGAAAAGCCUUCAGAGUCAUCGACUUUGUUUCCAAACAUCCAAAGCUGCUUAAUGACAGGGUAGUGGAACUAGCCCUGAAAUACCGCUGGAAGCGGGGUGCUCUCUUGGAUCCUUCAUCUUCCAGGCAGUAUCUUACCUCCCGAUACGACGUGCUGUGUACACCUUGGAUCUAUCACGCUUUUGAUCUGGUCUCUCAAAUUGCUUUCUUACUUCUCCUGAUAUCCUAUGUCCUCAAUCCACCUCGUCCGGCAUUCUUUAGUCUACCACUGGAAUACAUCGGAUACCGCGAAGUCGUACUCAUAGUCCUUUCUAUAGCCGCGAUACUUCACGCCUGGACUGCGUCUAUGCCCUUCGCACUAACGCUGGCUGCAUUUCUUCUCAACCUUCCGUCAGCGCCUUUGCCCUCGGAAUCUUCUUUCAAUAUUCUCCUCCUAAGUCUCGUCUUACUGCUUAUCCAACUGCACCUUCCUCUCUGUCCCAGUCCAUUUUUACUCAUUCGGCCGGAACGAUGUCUGCCUCUUGCUGCGCUCAUCGUAAAUAGUGUUUUCGGCCCAAUAAUGAAGGUCCUACUAUUUUUCCUACCUGUCCUCUUACUGUUAGUUCUCUUGCUGUCAUAUGCACUCUCGGAUGUAUUCUUGGUAUCUUCUUUUGUCCUGGUGCCUGCCCCGAUACCAACGCGGGAACUGUCCUUUAUUCUCGUAGCUUCUACUUUCAUCAUAAUACUUCUUUCUGUUCUCGUCCUAAUACCGACCUCCAUUUCCUACGUACGAGGAUAUUCUUCUUGGGACCAAUAUUCUGCUUCAAAUGGUCAAAUGGCUCGGGCUCAAUUCUAUCGCUCUGUGGUUCGGUAUUCAAGGCCCUAUCCCUUUCCUCCCCCCUUCAAUAUCUUGUAUUUUGUCUUCAUCUUGGUGCCUGCACAAGUUCUGCCUUACUUUGAUAUUUCUAACUCUUUUCUGUCUAUCUUGGAAAAGAUUCUUUGGAGGACUAUUGUGGGGCCGUUCGUUGUCAUCGUGCGUUUUUUGACACUGGGUUUGUCCUGAUGCUUAAACCGAAUAAUGACAAUAUGAGAUAAGCCUUCGCUUUAAAUGGCAGCAUGUAUCAUUGUAUGCAGAUGUAUGCUCGGAUU
Messenger RNA from Lentinula edodes (shiitake mushroom), 1776 nucleotides. RefSeq lists its product as uncharacterized. The coding region runs from base 254 to 1690 and encodes 478 amino acids. The record is from RefSeq and is a predicted model, not a curated record. The transcript is spliced from 3 exons. Lineage: Eukaryota; Fungi; Basidiomycota; Agaricomycetes; Agaricales; Omphalotaceae.